Messenger RNA from Folsomia candida, 3927 nucleotides. RefSeq lists its product as uncharacterized. NCBI's taxonomy places the organism in Eukaryota, Metazoa, Arthropoda, Collembola, Entomobryomorpha, Isotomidae. The record is from RefSeq and is a predicted model, not a curated record. Bases 2727 to 3794 code for a protein of 355 amino acids. The transcript is spliced from 5 exons.
UCUGACUAAACCAUUAAUUUCCUUGCACAACCAACCUUGCCGUAUAAUCUGCCGACCAUCCAACCAAUUCUUAUCUUCUCGGUAAACUUGACGCAACGAGAUUGACAUUGAAUAAUGUAACGUGGAGAUCUUCUGGCCAUACAUAAACUAAUAAAGUAAACUAGUUUUCGUUCCUUUAAUGGUGUGCGAUAAAGGUAAAAAUGUGGUGUUUGGAGGCAAAUAAUUGGAACCAACUAUUCCAACCAAUGAAACAGUUGCAGAGCUUUUGUUUAGUAGCUGUUUAGUAAUUACAGUGAUUUAUACAUUAUACUUAAUUCCAGCCAGAGGAGAGAAUAGAUAGUUGCACGUCGCAUUUUAUGUGCGAGAGCUGAAUUGUCUUCCUUUUCGAGAUUUGAUUAAGUUUGGGUUGGGUUGGGUCGGGUGAGGUGAGAGAGAUUAAAUCGAGAAGCUUGGGUGAUCUUGAGUGAGACAAAGUGGUACAAAUUUGAGUCGAAGGAGAUCAUUCCAGUCCUGGAGAGGACGAGACGGGAGUGUGUUAAACUUGAAUUUUUGAGAUUUUUGACAACAUGUUGCCCGGAAUUGUGGUGGUUUCGUCGUGUCUUUUCGUUUUUGUGGGGGGACAUGUGACGCAACCACUCUACGCCCCAGCCUCCACUUUAUUCAACGCUUGGCCAGGCUCCGCCGCCACGACGUAUUCCAACGGUCAACCCGUCUCGGCCGCCGUCGUGCACACGCCGCACUACUGGUACACGACCUACACCUGUCCCGUCUGCCCCGCCCCACCACCACCCAAACCCGAACCUGACCCCGAAUACAAAGAUGUGAUCGAAUACACCAAAAAAAUCGGAGAAACGGUCUGCAACGUGGGCUCAACUUUAUCCGAAAUCGGUGAAAUCGCUUUAGAAGACGAUGCCGAAGUUGGGGCCGAAAUUAUUAAAAUGUUGCAAACCGAGGUUUCCCAGGGGUCCAAAGUUUUCGCCCAGUUCGCCGAGGACACGUCGUCCUCCAAAAAACCUGGCGGAAGAAGGAAACGUGCCGCCAAACAGGAAGGUUCCGAAGCUCUGGACAAAGUUGGGGAAGUUUUGUCCAAAGCGAACACCGUUAUUGACGCCCAGAUGAAAAAAUUGAGCAAAAAGGCACGUGACAAAAUCAGCCAGAAGCAUAAAGAUGGGUUAGAAAAGUGUAGAGCGGAUUCGUGUAAGGCGGCCUCGAAAUUAUUGGCGGCGGGAUCGGAUGAGGAUGAAAGACAGUGAGGAGGACGGAAGGAAAAUUUCAAAAAUUGGAUUCAAAAUUUUGAAAAUUAAUUUCAACAAAUAUGUUCGUAUUUUGAUUUAAAGUUGCUCAGUAUAUUUUAAGCAGAAUAGUUUUGUUAAGCUUAAACCUUGUCAAUGUCUUUCAUGUCAUGAUAUGCAUAUUUUCCAGUACUUUCAUAAAUACAUAGCGUUUUAAGUAAAUCUUGUACUUUUUUCUUUCUUAAUUCGGAAAUAAUUUGUGUUGGACAAUUCAAAAAGUAAAUAAGGCUGAAUUAAAGAGUAGAACUGCAUUGCUAAAAAAAAUUGUUUUUCUUUGUUUCCUACACUUUACAUAAUUAUGAAAUGAAAUGUUUCAUCAAUUUUAAGCAUAUUUUAGAUAUUAUGUGCAUAUGCAAGUGUAAAGAAAAUCGCAACCAUGCAGUUUAAGAAAUACCAGGUUUCAUAAAUUACCUAUAAUGCAAAAUAUUUGUAAAAAUUUUACCCCAAAAUUAUUGGGCCAUAAAAUACAAUGAGGGUAUUCACAGUGUCUUCGUAUCCUUAGUAUCGUAAAAUAGUUUAAACCUUGUUUAAACCGAAGAAAAGCUAGGGAUCAAGCUUAGUAAAAAUCAUAACCUAAAUAAAGCGAUCGUUGAUGACAAAAUCUCACGAGGCUUAGUCUCGUAACCGUCGUAACUUAUUUUUACGACAUGGAUAAUACGGAGGAUAAGAAGGAAUUAUGAAUACUCUCAAUAUAAUAUUUCUCCACCCAUCGCAAAGCUUUUUCAACCCUAACCCUAACGGCUAAUGACAGGAAUAUUUCGCAGAGUCUUCAUUCACAUGUCAUAAAACUAACUUCUCAUUAAAUUAUCAUUUUGUAGGGUUCGAAGGUGCAAAGCUUAUCCAUAAUUAAAAACCCUUUAAUAACUGUGUACACAUAUAUCUAUGAAGGAAUAUGUAGAUAUGUAGAUAUGAAUAUUUACGAGCUAAAUUAUGUAUUCAAAUAAAUACAUGUGUACAGCAACAAUCGGGGGAAAAAUAUUUACAGUGUUAACUUUGUACCCUGUCUAAGGCGUGAAGGGUAUUUAGUUUCUUCUGAGGUGAAAGGACCGAUUCGUACACACCUGAGCAAAAGGGUUCUCAUAAAACUAAUCAGGUGCCUGGUCCUAUUUUUGGAUUUGCCGAUUGUCAGGAUGGCAUUGCUUUUCCAGCCUCAUUUCCACUCCGUCCUUCGACCUGUUCCUAACUCGAGUUUUAUCAUCAUCACCAAUAUUUACACAGCUAAACCAACAAAAAUGCAUGUGGUGGUGGAAGUUUAAACCUACAUCCGUUCUCUCUCUCGCAUAUGAAGUAAGUAAUUUGUUUUUACUAUUCAGUUAACAAAUUACCUCCAGAGUUAAGUAGCAGUUGGAAAUUUGAGAAAUUUCGACGUACGCAACAGUUUAUUACGAUUACUUUUGACACGAAGAGAUCCACAUUCCCGUCACGGGACUCAAUAUGGAGGAAGGAUUCUUGCCCGACUUCGCCACCCUCCUCCUCAUCUCCAAAUCCCUCAUCAACCUCCCAUCUCCCCCUCUCGCCGACCACCUGACCGACCCCACCUUCUGGGAAAAGCUUAUCCGCGAAUCCACCCCGUGCCGUCGCGGUUCAGAAAAAUCCAUCGCCCGCAAAACCAACCAGCUCGUCUCCGCCAUGCCGUCGCCCAACUUUAUCUACGAAGUGCUCGAGACCCUCGUCAUCCACCACUGCUCACAGCGCGACUACCUCGAAGCCAUAUUUCGCCACCUCUACCAAAACUGCGUCACAUCCCCCGCCUCCCCCGACAUCCAUUUAGCCUCCUUCUUCUACUCCCUCGACGUCACCUCGGUCCAACUUUCCGACCUGCAAACUCCUCAAAAACCCGUCUCAAUUGCCAUCAUUGAGCUGUACUUUUACCUCCUCCGGGACCAAGAACCCGCCUCCGUUUAUAUCGGAUCCACCCGGGCUUUUAGAGCGGAUGAUUUCUACACGGGAAAAUAUUUCUAUUUAACCGCAUCAUUCGCCCACCUGCUGGAAAUCCCGGAAGAAAAAUCAACCUGGAUAUUCCCCCAUCAAACCUCCCCCAGUAAGGACGGCGCCGGAAAUGUGAUCGGUUUUUCGCAUUUCAUUCUCUUCGUGUGCAACGUCAUUACGUUUCGGGUCAACGUUUAUGACCCCUUGUUCGACGGGGUGGAUGUUCCGGGGUCGAUUAAAUAUUUGAAUAAUGAGGGACAGUUUGUCGCUGAUACGUUAAACAUGCUGCCAAAUUCGGGGGGAAAGUGGCGGAAGGGGGAUUUAUUGGAGGGUUUGGUGCAAGGGGAGAACGACUGCGGGCCGGCUAUCAUGAUUACGGCGGAGAAGAUUAUGCGAGGCGAGAAUAUUACGGUGAAUCAUGACGACUUUAAGAUGGAGUCGGAAAGGUUUGAGAGGUUAACGAGUAGGGAAUUUGAGAUGAGAAAGACUGAAUUCUUUAAGGAAAUGAGACAGAGUUUUUACGAAUUGUUGAGCGACGUUGGGGACGAUGUCGAUGUGAUGGAGAAUGUUUAAGAUGUAAUUUUUGAUAGUUUUUGGGCUAGAUUUUUCGAAAUGAUUUUUACUUUUUUAAGCCGCAAAUAUUUUAGAGUAAAUAAUGCAUAUGUAUUUUAGAUAUUACGAUAUUUUGUAAAUAUUGUUAUUAGUU